AUGGCUGCCCGUCGCUCCAACGGCUUUGGACCCCUGCUCCUCUUCGCCGCCGCUUGUUGGCUAGUGGACCUCUGGGUGUCCAGCACACUGCCGCACGACUUGGCGCUGGUCAUCGCCGAAGAUCCUCCCCAGAACGUCGAGCUCCCGCAGCACGAGGACGCCGGCUUCUUCACCAAGGUCUUCGCUGCCGCCGCGCAGGGUUGCACAGCCGCCCUUGUGGCUGCUGUCCUUUCCGCCAUGUGUGAGCCGCUUGUGAACCGCCUGCUGGUGAAGCGCAUGACGGUCUCCGAGGCCUGGGAGGAGAUGACCCUCAGCCUCGUUGCCACUUACUUCUUCACCACCUUCCCGACGAAUAUGCUGAAGUUUCCGGUCUUUGAGGUGAUCAACAGGGCCAUGACUUUCACAGACUUGUCGCCGGGAGUCAGUGGCCUGAUCAGUGGUUGGCUGUUCUGUACCAUCAUGCUUCCGGUGACCAACUACCGUUUCCGCAAGAGCAUGGGUUGGGAGAUCAAGACAUCGCUGCUGUACCAGGCUUACAUUCCAACGGUCGCCCGCGACAUUAUGUACGGCUGGGCACGUGGAAUGUCCGGAGACUGGCUGCAGGACACCAUCGCCCCGGUCACCUUCACCCACAAGGCCAUGGUCUUUGGCCUAACGAUCUGGGUAUCUUGCAUCAUUUCAUCUCCUUGCAAUGAAUGGCGAGGGUACACACUGCAGCUACCAGAAAGAAAGCUGCCUUUCAACAUCUACUUCAGGCCCAUCAACUAUGCGCGAUCUACAGGAAUCGGCUCUUGCAUCAUGGGCAUUGCAUUGAUGUUUGGCAUGCUGGUCACGCCUUACGCAGAGGAAGUCUUCACCCACAUGAAGGAACAUGCGGCCAUUGCUCUUAGCAUUGUUGCGGUGCUCGUCAUGGCGAUCGUGAUCAGUUUCGAUAUGCUGACGGUCAUCCAGAAGGAGCAGAAGCUGAGCUCUUACUCACUGAAUGCCGUCUCAGCCGAGUUCUUGGGAGAGCAGAAGGAGGAUGUGCACCACAGCAUGAUCGGCGACCUCUUCCUGGGCAGCGCUGAAAGCCGACGACGUCUGGCCGUCUACUGCUUGAAGGAUGCAUAUUUGCCCAUGCGCCUUAUGGACAAGCUCCUAUGCAUGUACAACUACGUCGAGAUGGCACGCGUGACGGGCACGCCGAUCAACUUCCUGCUGAACCGGGGGCAGAUGAUCAAAGUCCAGUCGCAACUCCUUCGCAAGGCGGGGCAGUGUGGCUUCGUGAUGCCGACUCAGAAAACGGAGGCUGCCGAUGGCAAGUUUGACGGUGCCACGGUGCUGGAGCCACGCACAGGAUUCUACCCCCAGCCCAUCGCGACCCUGGACUUCGCGUCCCUGUAUCCUUCAAUCAUGAUGGCGCACAACCUUUGCUAUUGCACGCUCCUGAAGCCUGAGCAGGUCCGAGAUCUUCAGUCGGAGGAGUAUACCAAGACCCCCAACGGCUGCUACUUCCUGAAGAGCUCUCGCCGAAGAGGGCUCCUUCCGAUGAUUUUGGAGGAGCUUCUGGCAGCGCGAAAGCGCGCGAAGAAGGCGAUGGCGGAAGCCACCGAUCCCCUCACGAAAUCCGUGCUCAACGGCCGACAGCUGGCGCUCAAGAUCUCGGCAAACUCAGUCUACGGCUUCACAGGCGCCACUGUGGGCGUGCUGCCGUGCCUGGACAUCUCCUCAUCCGUCACAUCUUUUGGGCGGACGAUGAUCGACCAUACCAAGCAGAUGGUUCAGGAGAAUUUCUGCAUCGAGAAGGGCUAUGCGCAUGAUGCAGAAGUCAUCUACGGAGACACAGACUCCGUCAUGGUGAAGUUUGGUGUCGACGAUGUCGCCGAGGCCAUGCGCUUGGGGCAGGAGGCGGCCGACCUGGUCUCGGCCACCUUCGCAAAGCCGAUCAAAUUGGAGUUUGAGAAGGUGUACUGCCCCUACCUGCUCAUGAACAAGAAGCGCUAUGCCGGCCUCUACUGGACGAACCCGGACAAGUACGACAAGCUGGACGCCAAGGGUAUCGAGACCGUCCGCCGCGACAACUGUGGUUUGGCCCGACACCUGGUGGACAUGUCGCUGCGCACGAUCCUGAUCGACAAGUCAGUUCCCAAGGCCAUUGAGCUUGUGCAGAAGGCGGUCUCCGACCUCCUCCAGAACAAGAUUGACUUGUCCCUCUUGGUGAUCACGAAGUCCUUGGGCAAGGGUGCCCACGCUGAGGACUACAGCGCGAAGCAGGCGCAUGUGGAGCUUGCAGAGCGGAUGCGAAAGCGGGAUCCCACCACAGCACCGGGAAGUGGAGAUCGGGUGCCCUAUGUCAUCUGCGCCGGGGCAAAGAAUGCCAAGGCUUAUGAGCGCUCCGAGGAUCCCCUUUUCGCGCUCGAGAACAACAAGUCCAUCGAUGCCAACUACUACAUCGAGCAUCAGUUGCAGCUGCCGCUACUUCGUAUCUUCGGCCCUAUCAUGGGCAACGAUGACAAGGCCCAGUCUCUGCUCUUCAACGGCGACCACACCCGAAAGGUUCACGCGCCCACGCAAGAAGGCGGAGCUUUGUCGAAGUUUAUUACGAAGAGCCUGCGAUGCAAAGGCUGUAAGGCGGUGAUCAAGCAGGGCAUGCUUUGCGAGCACUGUGCCAAGGAGAAGGCUGCGGAGGUGGUUGUGGGUCAGAUGAAGGAUUUCCAAGAGAAGGAGCAAGAAUACAAUCGCUUGUGGACUCAGUGCCAGCGCUGCCAAGGAAGUCUCUUGGAGCCUGUGAUCUGCUCCAACCGCGACUGCGACAUAUUCUACCGCCGGGCGAAGGCUCGGAAAGAUGUGCAGCUGGCACAGGAGCAGCUUAGCCGAUUGAAGCUGGACUGGUGA
Symbiodinium sp. CCMP2456 is the source of this 2874-nucleotide messenger RNA. NCBI's taxonomy places the organism in Eukaryota, Dinophyceae, Suessiales, Symbiodiniaceae. The record is from the annotation of a GenBank genome assembly.